GAGGAAUUUGGGAAAAGAAACACGGGAAGAACAACAGGAAGGGAAAGUUGAGGGACCAAGCGUAACAUGAAGACAGCGGCGGUGGAUAAAUCAGCCGGCUGCGGUGACACUCCGGCCCCGUGGCCCGGCAACAGUCCGUCGCACUCUUCCGCAAAAACACCAUUCACUUAAGACUGAGGGGAACAUUGAUAGGAGAGGAAGAAAAGGGGAGAGGGAGAAGAGGAGAAAUUGAAUGGGAAGGUGCUGCAGAGAUUAAAGAAUAUAUUUUUAAAUAUAUAUAUUUUUAACAAGUAAGAACAAGAGAAAUAUGACAGAGAGGGAAAUUGAUGGACAAUCAAUCAAAACAGAGGAAGAGGGAAGCAGAAAAUAGAAAAACAGUUAAAUUGAGUAUGACAGCAUAAAGCACAAAGCCAAAGGACAAAGUUCAAGGAAUGCAAAAAGGAAGAAGGAAGGGGCAAGGGAGCAGGGUUUGAAAUGAACAGAUAAAAAGAGAGGCAGUGAGUCAGAAACAUGCCAAAGGCAGGUGAGAGAAACGGACAUCAGAGGCCAGAGGUUUUAAUCAGAGAGUUCAGAAAUCUGGCAACGAUUCUCAUCUGCUGUGCACCAGGGUGAGGCCACCGUCUGCUCGGGAGGUCGGGUCUAAUAUUCCUGAGCUGCAUGCAUGCACACGCAAGGGGGACGAUGCUCAAACACCGCCGCUGAGGCCCUAACCUUUCAUCUCCCCUUAUCAGGGACCCAUUAGUCAUACAGCUUGCCUCCUGUACCCCAAAGAACAUUCGAUUAGUGCACGUUCCUGCCAGAGAGAAGCAGAAUGAGAUGUUUUUUUUAAGGCUGGGGACGACAUCAAGAUGUACACAUCAUACAAAUAGGCUAAAUUAGGUCAUCGCAUUCAAUCAGAGCGCAUGUAUGUGUGUGUCGCGGACGUCGUUUCUCUGCCUAGCGCAGGUCAUGACACACCCUGUUGUGCGACGACUGAACCUUUGAACCUCAGAGUCACCCGGGAUGGUUUUGUACUUUGUGAGGAGAGUGCAGGAGAGAGACGAUGUUGUUGUCCUUAAUCUGCUUUACAAGCCUUCUGAGAAUAUGGGAGAGGCGCUCCAGCAUGGUGUCUAAUCUGUAAUUGUCCUCUGCUUCGUUGCCUCAGGUGAAAGAGCCCUGGGUGGGGCCGUGAGAGUUUAAUGGGUAGCCAGCAACAAUCCCACGCUUGGAGGUGGCUUACUUUCCCAGGCCUGCCCUUUGAACCCCGUACCGCCUGAGCAACAUGCAAUGCAUAAAAAUGUACACACCUUCACACCUCUGAACUCCUUUCAACCCCUUUUCAUGGCAGUGUGGUAAGAUUAGCGGCCAUUACAGUGUCAUUAUCUGUUCGCUUGGCCAUAAACGGCUCUGUUAUCUCGCUGUUGAGGGCUUAAUCAAUUCUAUGUCCCUAAGAGACACGAGGUACGGUGAUAGAGACGAAAGAUAUGUGAAAGCUCGGACAAGGAAAGAAAUAACGACAGGCUUAGAGUUCUUCUUCGAGUAAGUGACAGACUGGUGUGCUUUUAUUUGAAAAAGGAUCAUUCGUAGUUGUUCAGUCGGCGAUGGCGUCACUUCUCUUCUACUUCUAUUAUGUCGCAAUAAUGUUCAUUUGUAGUCGAGAUUGUCUUUUCUGUGACUCCUUUGCUCAACCCGACCUCUUCAGGUCAAGACGGCCAUUAACUUGCUGGUUUCUAAUUACUGGCUCAGUUAUUAUUAACACCUGCAGUGCAGAUGUGCAGGGUGUUAGCCAGGUCGUUGCGGUAAUUACAUGAUCCCGCGUCUGUGGUCCUGUUCCCGCACUGUCAAAGGGGGAGAGAUAAGCUGAUCACUUGAGUUGAAUCAGCUAAAAGAGGCUUUACUCUCUCAACACAGUCAAGUUUAAUUUAAAAGAGCGCUCUCGCACGCUCUGUGGUGUUUUGGUUAGAACUUUGCAUCAGUCAUCAAGAAUAGCAAGCGAUCGAUGCAGAACGUGGGAGGACGGGGAGUUUCAUAACACAACGCUGCCGUUUGGGAAAGCUCAAAUGUUUAAACAAAAUGGUCUUUCACGCACCAAACUACAACUGAAUGAUACAUAUUUUGUGAGGGUUUGGUUAAACUUUGUUUGCAUGCUGUCAACAUAUGUAUGAUUUAAGGUUUGGUGUAGAGAAAAGGGCAGAAUUUGAAAAAUCAGCCAUCCUCCUGCAUCUCUUCCAUUUCUGUUUUAGGCCCCUGCCACCAGACAAGCAUGCAGUUGAUACAAUUCCCGUUGCAUUAGGUCUUUCUUUUAAAACUUCCUGAUCACGUUAUACAGUAACCUAUACUUAUAAGUACUUAUGGUUCAUUUCAAACCUCCUCUUUCAUCAAUAACCAACUCCAAGGCAUUGCAGGCCUUGUAGCAGCAAUUGACCAUGAGAAGUGCUGUCUGGUUUUCUACAAAAACAUCUGGGCCUGUAAGGAACUUUGGUGGUGUACGUGAUUCGAGGCUCUAGCUAUCUACACCAUCGACAGAGAUGGAGAGAGGAUAGCUUCUGGUCAUCCGAGCUGUCAUGAAUGUACAGCUCACUGCUCGGAUAAAAGGCAAAAUUACUAGUCUCUCCUUUCUAUACGUUCCUUUCCCUUUGUUGGAUCGAUCUGCUAUGCAGGCAGUUAUUGCCAAUGGAGGAAGGGCAACUUUGAAUCAAGUUCCCACCGAAAACACGUGCAUGCAUCUGUAUUUGAAGAAUAGUCAGUGGGAGCCCCCCCCUCCGUCGAUGUGAUUGGCCAAAGACUCCAAAAUGUUUUAAAGCUCCAAAAACCGAGCCAAGGGGGGUGCCGAAGUCAAGUUUUAUCUCAGGCUACUUGAAUUAGAAUAUGCUCAAAAGUUCAUAUGGAUUUUUUCCCCCAGUUAGACCAAAACAAACUGCAUACCCCAGCUUUAAAUGGAAGGAUUUCAAUCUUCUUCACUCGCGCAGACAUCAUUAUAGAAUGCUUGAAUGAAUAUAUCUGUCAUUGUGACUGGCCUCCACGACUCCAUUACUCCUGCACUGGGAUCUCUUUCACACACAGCAAGAAUGAAUUACACAGGCUGUUUAAUUACUCAUCCUUAGGUGUUCAAGGAAAUAUAUGGCCCACAGGGGCAUGAGGCUCACCAUAAAUUAAUAGAGAAAAAAAGUGUCACUGUUUCUACAGCCAGGAGUAUGAAGCAAACAACUUCCUAUGGAUAUGUGGACAGUAAGUCCUUGAACAUAUGCCACAUGAAGGUUCAAGAUGAAAAAGUAGUGUGUCCAGGAAGGGGAAGACAUACGCAUGAUAUACGGAGACCUGGAGGAUCUCAGAGGACCUCUUUUGCAAGGACCUGAAUUCAAAAAUGAUGAAAAACACUGCAUAAGCAGCCUACAUAAGUUUUCCUACUGAUGAUCCACCAUGUUCCCUGCUAACCUCCUGCUCCUCAUGGUCCUGCUCCUACCUCAAGCCUCGUCUGGUCGCCAGGGUGGAGUCACCAGCAAGACCGACCAUGGCCGGGUGUCCUCCAUGCCUUCCUCCUUGUCGCCCCCACCAGCUGGUUCCCUCCUCCUGGAGCCCAGUCUGGCACAGACCAUCCAGAACCUCCUCUUGAGCCGCCUGGGCCUACAGUCGCAGCCCGACCCUCGGCCUGGAGUGCCGGUGCCUGGGUACCUCCUUAAUCUUUACCACUUCCACCAGCAGCAGUACCAUCUAGUGGAGGAUCCCUCGUUUAGCUUCCCGAGCCAGCACAUUGAGCAGGCCAACACUGUACGCAGCUUUCACCACAAUGAGCCCCUCGGAGGCAAUCCUGUAGCAGUGGAUCGUAAGAGGGUGCACAUCUCCUUCAAUGUAUCCUCCAUCCCUCAGGAUGAGAGGGUGCUCUCCGCUGAGCUUCGGCUUCUCCGCAGUGACAGAGCUUCACUAGGUCCUGGGGUCCACAGACUUAACUUAUACCUCACUAAGCACCAUGAGGACCCUGAGCCCACCCUGCUGGAGACAAGGUUACUCACCACUGGCCUCCACGGUCAUAAAGAAGGCGGCUUCUGGGAGGCUUUUAGCUUAAAUGCAGAGUUCCUCCAUGAGGCCCUUAGUGGGACUGGCAGUCUGGGCUUCCUCCUAGAGGUCGGAAUUGAGAACAGCACCACAUUGAUCCCUGAACAAAACCUCUACCCUGCCGCAGCUGAGGAGGAGACAGAGAAACACAAACAGGGACACCUGAGGGUAUGCAGGUCUGUGGGUCAGGACGAGCAUAGCUGGGCCCAGGAGAGACCCCUCUUGGUGACGUACAGCCAUGACGGCCGUGGAGAGCCCUUGGUCAAACAUGGCAGGAGGAACCCCAACGGAGGCCAGAGGGUGAGAGGGAGAAAAGGGACCAAAGACAGGACCAGGGGCAGCAGCAAUAGCCGCAGUAGAGACCCGGCUUCGGGCAGGGCCAAAAAAACAGGGUAUACAGUGCAGGGCAGGGGGAGUGUUAAAAGAGGAGUCAGCUGGAGCGAUGCCGGAAGGGUGAAAAGAAACGGCGGUCGUGCUGCAAAACUGAAGCGCCUUUCUCGUAACAGAUGUCGCCGCCAUCCUCUCUAUGUAGACUUCAACGAUGUGGGGUGGCACAAGUGGAUCAUUGCACCAAGCGGCUACGACGCCUUCUUCUGCUUGGGCGAGUGUCGCUUUCCUCUGGCCGACCACAUGAACUCCUCCAGCCACGCCAUGGUGCAAACUCUGGUGAACUCGGUGAAUGGAGCUGUGCCGCGGGCCUGCUGCGUCCCCACCUCCCUCAGUCCCAUCGCCCUGCUCUACCUAGACCCUCAAGACCGAGUGGUGCUGAAGAACUACCAGGACAUGGUGGUGGAAGGCUGCGGCUGCCGGUAGUGAACUGAAGAAGUCAGCCAGAGAAAGCCGGACGUGGAUGGAGGAACAUCGAGGGAAUCGGUGAGAGACGGAAGCAGUGAAAAGGCAGAUGGUGGGAAGAAGAAACGCCAGCUAGACAAGGAGAUUAAUAGGGACAAAUUGAACAGCGUAAGAUGGGUGAGGGGAGAGGAGGGAGUCAAGGGAAUGGAUAUAGCAGCUAAACAUGAAUUACGAGGAGCAAGAAAGAUAGUUAGAGAUGAAAAGAGAAAGAAAAAAAGAUGGCAUGAUAUAAUCAGUCAAACAACAGAGUAAAUGGUCAGACAAUAAGGCAGAGGAAGCUGAAAUACGGUCAACACAGAUGUACUGCCAGGAACGACUUUUCACGAUUUACCAUUUUGCGAUGAUACAGCUGUUUGCACCAUCAACCCACGGCCUCCUUGUCCCUCACAAGAAGCCAGCGCUUUAAUAUCAGAUGGUGUCUAUUCCAUCUCCCAGUGUUUGCCACUCAUCUCAUACAACCGUCUGACAGGCAGGUGCACAUGUGUUUAGCGGUGGACACAUAAUUUAAGCUCUAGAGCAGAAUCACAUAACUUCCUCAUGGACUUCCUGAUGAUCUGACGAUCAACAGCAUUAGCAAUAUGAUGGUGCCACUAGUACGGCAUCUAAACUUUGUGUGUAAGUGAUGUUUCUGCAGUAUUUGAACCAGGAAGUAGGGAGCAUCUGUAAUACAAAAGUUAAUGUAAUGACAAACUGUUCCUUUACAGGCGCCCCUACAUCACAAGCUAUUUAAAACAACAAUAAUGCUGGGGAACUAUCAUGCUAUUGUUUGAAUGUACUUCUAUCGCGAUUAUUUAAAAAAAGAAAUCAUGUACAUUUAUUUUGCAGCCAUGAAGAAAAUCCAAGUGAUGCCCUAUUAUUUUACAUAGUUCCACUGAAUGGCGAUUCUAACUUAAAAGACACAUUAUGUAUUUAAGUAGCAGCAAUACUGGUGUAUUAAAUGGUGUAUUUAAUCAUGAAAAUAUUUAAGAUACCUGCACUCAGCAGAGCAUACAGCAAACUAAAUAAGAAAGCCUGCCGUCCACAUUGGGUAAUCUAUGGUAGCUUUACGUCCGUACAAAUGUUCAGUGUAUUGAAUCAACAGUCUGUGUCACUUAAACGUCCCACCUUAUAAUUUCACACAUUUAGGUGUCCCACACGUGAUAGCAGACAUAAGUGGUGUUGCCUUUAAAAGUUCAACUAACAAGUAAAUUGAAAGCGCUGUGUAUAAGUGUGUAACAACAGACCUCUUUGCUAGUUGUGGCUGCAUUUGUCAAGAAAAAAAGCAGGACCAUCAAUUAAACUGGGACUUUAGUGCCUUUUAUUUAUGGGCUUUAAAAGUGUUCUCUGCUGAGCUUAGUAAAUGUUUUUUCCGUGUUGCAUUUUUCUCUCUAAUGUUAAGCAACAGCUUGUAAAGUGUUUGACAAUAUACCUCUAAUAAACAAAGCAAACCGCA
Molecule: messenger RNA, 6316 nt
Organism: Gasterosteus aculeatus aculeatus (three-spined stickleback)
Lineage: Eukaryota; Metazoa; Chordata; Actinopteri; Perciformes; Gasterosteidae
Source: RefSeq, a predicted model, not a curated record